Molecule: messenger RNA, 573 nt
Organism: Rasamsonia emersonii CBS 393.64
Lineage: Eukaryota; Fungi; Ascomycota; Eurotiomycetes; Eurotiales; Trichocomaceae
Exons: 2
Coding region: 1-573 (190 amino acids)
Molecular function (GO): protein dimerization activity; DNA binding
Source: RefSeq, a predicted model, not a curated record
AUGGGAAAGCAAAUGUCGCUAAAGGAUCGCAGAGCAAGAGAUCGCAAGAGGAGAGAAGGAGUGAUCAGCAAAGCCCAUCAAUAUUGGAAAGUCUGCAAUGGCGACAUAGCUGUCUUCAUGCGGAACGAAGAAGGGAAAUGCAAGACAUAUCUAUCACCCAAUCUAAAGUCGCGGAGUCCAUUUCAGCAAAUCCUCAUUGAUCUCCCCGAUGAUCUCGAUGAUAAAGGAAGGAAGAAGAGGAAGAGACGCAUAAUGAAAUAUCAGAAGAAGUCCUCUCCUGCAGAAACACGUCAAGAGGAUGACUGUGAUGUACCGACGUUUCCAGAACUUCCUUCCAUUGAAUCCACGAGCGAUGAAGACGAGUGGCGGCUCCUUGAACAUUAUACGAACAGCCAAAUAGGAGGGGACGAAGGAAUGGGCGGAUCAAUCUACAAUAUUCGGGAUGACGAAAUGGCACCCGUGCAGUCGGAGAUGCAGCCAGUCGACGCAGGACCAGAUGCAAUGCCACGCCUCCCGGAACCACCCACGGUUGAUCUCCUCGACGAUAUAGCCGGCUAUCCUGAUUUCAACUAA